AACUCAAAUCAUCUCUGAUUUAUAGGUCCAGUAUAGAAUGCAUCCAUGCCUCUCAGAGUUUCCAUCCAACUGCUUUUAUGAAGGCACACUGCAAAAUGGAGUGACUGUUAAUGAGAGGCAAUCGUCUGGAAUUGAUUUUCCUUGGCCUGUUCCAAAUCGCCCAAUGUUCUUCUAUGUGCAGAUGGGACAAGAAGAAAUCAGUGCUAGUGGGACAUCGUAUCUCAAUAGAACUGAAGCUGCAAAUGUUGAAAAAAUUGUAACAACUUUUUUAAGAAGUGGUGUUGUACCAAGCCAGAUCGGAGUUAUCACACCUUAUGAAGGGCAAAGGGCAUACAUUGUAAAUUUCAUGUCAAGGAAUGGCUCUCUUCGCCAACAACUUUACAAGGAAAUCGAGGUCGCUAGUGUAGACUCAUUUCAGGGUAGAGAGAAAGACUACAUUAUUCUAUCUUGUGUUAGAAGCAAUGAGUACCAGCUGAGCUUUGUUUAA
Messenger RNA from Zea mays, 487 nucleotides. RefSeq names its product regulator of nonsense transcripts 1 homolog. The record is from RefSeq and is a predicted model, not a curated record. Gene Ontology annotation, cellular component: cytoplasm. NCBI's taxonomy places the organism in Eukaryota, Viridiplantae, Streptophyta, Magnoliopsida, Poales, Poaceae. Gene Ontology annotation, molecular function: RNA helicase activity. The transcript has 5 exons. Gene Ontology annotation, biological process: nuclear-transcribed mRNA catabolic process, nonsense-mediated decay. Bases 38 to 487 code for a protein of 149 amino acids.